Molecule: messenger RNA, 540 nt
Organism: Trichomonas vaginalis G3
Lineage: Eukaryota; Parabasalia; Trichomonadida; Trichomonadidae
Product: ubiquitinyl hydrolase protein
Exons: 1
Coding region: 1-540 (179 amino acids)
Biological process (GO): protein deubiquitination
Molecular function (GO): cysteine-type deubiquitinase activity
Source: RefSeq, a predicted model, not a curated record
AUGUUCUAUAGUACAAUUUACUGUCCAGAAUGUAGAAGAGAAAACGUGGUUUACGAUCCAUUCACUUUUUUGUCAGUUCCUGUUAAGAUUUGCUUUUUUUCGCAAGUAACAUUAACUGACUAUUUGAAGAGCUUCAUACAACAAGACAAUUUGGAUGAAAAUAAUAAGUGGUACUGCGAAAAUUGUAAACAAAAAGUUCGGGCGACAAAAACUAUGGGAAUUGAACGUUGUUCGAAGUUUUUGAUCAUCCAUUUCAAGAGAUUCGAAUACGAUGGUGUAGAACCACGUAAAAUAGUCACAAAUGUUCAAUACCCUGAUGAACUUGAUUUGUCUGAUUUCUGCAAGAACGACAGAGGAAAAUUGAAAUUGAUUUCUGUUAUUUUCCACUUAGGAAACGCAAGUAGCGGACAUUAUACGUGCGCUUCGAGAGAGGAAGGAACUGAUAAAUGGUUUUACUAUAAUGACUCUUUGGUUAACCCAAUAGACCAAGCGAAAGCUCACUCUGAAGAUGCUUAUAUAUUGAUUUAUCAGAAAAUAUAG